AUGGAGACUCGGCUCCGAAGGAAGCGGGACGGGACCCCGGAGGCCCUGGGCUGGGCUGUGGCCGAGACUCAGCGCAGCUGCCCGGACAUACAGGGGGCAGGUGCAAGGCUGGUCACCGGCACCCCGGGCGGCCACGCGGAGCAGAGCGGCUCGGCUCCUGGGCCCCGGGGAGGAGGCGGCCUCUGUCCUCCUGCCCAGCGAGGGGGCGGGCCGGGCCGUGUCUCUGUACGGGUGACAGCCUGGCCCUGGCCCCGGACCCUGAGUUUCCGGCCUCUCGGGGCACCAUCGUCAUCGUCACGCGGCCCCGGGGUGAGGGGCAAGCGGGUGCCCGAAAAACGGCGCUGGGAGAUUUUCCCCGAUGCUCCCAGGCAGGAGCUCAGCGUCGCCGGAAGCACCCUCAGCUGGCCGGGGCGGGGGACCCUUUGGGAGGACUCUCUCCUCUGUUGCUCGGGGAGCUGGUCUGAUGAGGGCCGGGUGGCUCCUGUUCCUCUAGGACCAAGAGGCUGGUCUGUAGUGGAGGCUGGUCUCUGUGGAGGCUGGUCUGUGGUGGAGGCUGGUCUAUGGUGGAGGUUGGUCUCUGUGGAGGUGGGUCUGUGGUGGAGGCUGGUCUCUGUGGAGGCUGGUCUGGGUGGAGGCUGGUCUCAGUGGAGGCAGGUCUCUGUGGAGGCUGGUCUGUGGUGGAGGCUGGUCUCUGUGGAGGCGGGUCUCUGUGGAGGCUGGUCUGUGGUGGAGGUUGGUCUCUGUGGAGGCCCGUCUGUGGUGGAGGUUGGUCUCUGUGGAGGUGGGUCUCUGUGGAGGCGGGUGUCUGUGGAGGCUGGUCUGUGGUGGAGGCUGGUCUCUGUGGAGGUUGGUCUGUGGUGGAGGCUGGUCUGUGGUGGAGGCUGGCCUCUGUGGAGGCAGGUCUCUGUAGAGGCUGGUCUAUGGUGGAGGCUGGUCUCUGUGGAGGUUGGUCUAUGGUGGAGGCAGGUCUCUGUGGAGGUGGGUCUCUGUGGAGGCUGUCUGUAG
Sorex araneus (European shrew) is the source of this 1005-nucleotide messenger RNA. RefSeq lists its product as uncharacterized. The coding region runs from base 1 to 1005 and encodes 334 amino acids. NCBI's taxonomy places the organism in Eukaryota, Metazoa, Chordata, Mammalia, Eulipotyphla, Soricidae. The transcript is spliced from 4 exons. The record is from RefSeq and is a predicted model, not a curated record.